Branchiostoma floridae (Florida lancelet) is the source of this 4506-nucleotide messenger RNA. Its product is annotated as apolipoprotein(a)-like. The transcript has 18 exons. Gene Ontology annotation, biological process: proteolysis. The record is from RefSeq and is a predicted model, not a curated record. NCBI's taxonomy places the organism in Eukaryota, Metazoa, Chordata, Leptocardii, Amphioxiformes, Branchiostomatidae. Gene Ontology annotation, molecular function: protein binding; metalloendopeptidase activity; zinc ion binding. The coding region runs from base 456 to 3563 and encodes 1035 amino acids.
GGCAAUAAAGCAACCCAGUACAUGAAGAGAUGGCCACCAAAAGUGUAUUUUGAGCCCCAAAUUUAUAAAGACGGAAAAAAGACCCCCAAGAGCCUGCUAUGGAGGCUACAUAAUCCCCCUGCCCGGCCAGCCGAGCUCGCUCCGGGGCGCCUUGGCAACGGGACGGAACACAUCCUCCACAUGUGGUUCUGAUCACGGCAGUCCUGACAAGAGCCAGAAAUUCACAACCCCGCGGGUCACUUUACAUAGCGGUUCCCGAGAGAGAGAGUCCACCGGACGUAUAGUAAGAUAGUAGCCGUGAUCUCCAGCGGUGGUACGAGUCAUUUCUAGCGGCCGCAGCUGUGCGAAGGAGUGUGGUCGUAGACUUGACCGUCAGUUUGGCUGACCGGGCGCUUGUUGGGUCUUUCUUGGAACAACUGUACUUUGGAUCGCGUGUAAAACCGUGCUGUGCAGCCAUGGACUCGUUCCAACUCACCGUACGCAAGGCUGCCGUUCUUGUACUGAUUAUUGUCGCUUGUAUAGCUACUGUGACUGAGGCGGGAAACCCCAGGAGAAGGUGGCGACGCAAGCCCUUGGUGCUAGUGAAGAUCAACAUGGUGCUAGAGCCGGAGCAGGCGCUGGUGGUGGAGGAGAUGAUAAAAAACGGGACGUCUCCGUACAACGACACGUUCGGGUAUGAGUACGACUACGACUAUGACCUUGACAAUGACACUGGAGACGGAGACUUUCUAAGGCUGGGAUCGGAACCGACCUUCAAAAGACCGAAACGGAAAGCCAUCCGGGACCUGCGGCUAAGGUGGCCGGGCGGUACCAUUCCUUACAUCAUGGGGGACAGCCUAUCUCACCGUGACCGGUCGUACAUCGCUGAAGCCAUGGAGAAGUGGCACCAGCACAGCUGCGCCAGGUUCAAACCAUACUCACGUAAACUGGCUAGCUACCUGGGGCACCACGAUCACAUCAUCUUCUACAAAGGAAUCGGGUGUCUAUCAGAUGUCGGAAGACUGCUUGAAAGGGACCAACAAGUCGUUUCAAUCAACGACGCCUGUCUUUUCGCCACAUCAAACCCGGUAGGAGUGAUUCUUCACGAGCUGGGUCACGUGCUCGGUCUGUACCAUGAGCACAGCCGGCCGGACCGGGACGAGUUUGUGGACAUUCUGGUCAACAACAUCCGGCCAGGAGAGGAAUAUAACUUCCAGAAGAUGUCUUCCAGCGAUAUCAACUUGUAUAACAUCCCAUAUGACUACAUGUCAAUCAUGCAUUACUACAACACGGAGUGGACAGUGAGGGCAGAUCUCCAGACCAUCGUGACAAAGGACACCAAGUAUCAGUACUUCAUCGGACACAAACAGGCGCUCAGUUUCUACGACAUUAAGACUGUCAACCUUCUCUACGGAUGUGGCGAUAAGUGUCCUGCGAUGGACUGUCCCGAAGAAGCCUUUGUCGCCUACAACUGCUCCUGUAUGUGUAACGACAUCCACGACUACUCAGCCGUCUUCUCCUGUCCAGAGAGAACACUGAAAGAAGUCCACCUGUCGCUGAGACAAGCCCGGAUGUGUUACCAUGGCCACGGGUCGGAUUACCGCGGCACGGUGGCGGUGACGGAUGCUGGUGAACCGUGCCUCAAGUGGAGCGAGGCGACCUACAGGCAGUUCAACACUUAUAACUAUCCUGUCGGUUAUCACGGCCUUGGUGACCACAACUACUGCCGUAACCCGGCAGGCCGGAUCCUGAAGAAGCCGUGGUGCUACGUCAACUCGGACAACAGCUGGGGAUACUGCGAUGUACAGGAGUGUAGAGAAGUGUACAGUCCGGUACAGCCCACCAUUCCCGCGAGACCCGCUGUUCCCGCGAGACCUCCGACACCCAAGCCCACGCAGUGCAAGUCCACGGAGUUCAGGUGUACCGACGGCACCUGCAUCCCCACCGCCUACCGCUGCGACAGGGACAACGACUGUAAGGACAACUCAGACGAGCUGGGCUGCGUCUACGAUACCUGCCCUCCACUGAAUAUUCAAGCUGACGUCAUGAUUUCCAACUGUGAGAGCGGGAAGCCUCAGCUCCGCGGCAAGGUGUGCCGAGUCCUGUGUCUGGUGGGUUCCGGGCCGGGAGAGACCAUCAUCUCAACCACAUGUCAGAGCGACGGGAAAUGGUCUGCACCGAAAGGGAAGCUUGUGUGUGAAAAGCCAGAAAACCCCAUCAUUCCUGCCACCCGACCCAAACAGUCCCUCACUACACCCGCGCCAAACAAGCCAACUGCCGCGGUGGUAACUACGCAAAAACCGCCUCGUAUGACGACCAAGAUGCCCGAAAAGAAACCCUCAGCGACCACCAAGCCGACACCAAAGACCUGCCAAGAUUUGGUGGUACCAGCUGAUGUUACGACUUCGUGUGAUGCGGACAAGAACGAGAUUGGUACCGUCUGCCUUUUGAAGUGUUCUGCCGGCGAUGGACAGUCGAUCACCAAGUGUCUGCCGGACGGAUCGUGGUCCAUACCGAAGGAGAACCUUGACUGCCCGAGGUUGUCGACGCCACUUAUUCCCACAACGACUAAAAUGUCCGUCAGCACGUUGGAACCGGAAGAAAAAUGUGCUCCAUUUUUUGUCCCGGCCACUGUGCUGACCAAGUGUUAUGGCGAACAGCCUGUCGGGAAGACCUGUGUCCUGACAUGCGCAGCAGGUGGAACCGGAGUCGCCAUUACAAAAUGUCUGCCCGGAGGAUCAUGGUCUAAACCAACCGGCAAUCUGCAAUGUUCUGGAGUCCAUGUACAAACUACUCAGAAGCCUACCGUUAGCCCAACAGAAAAGCCUGCUGAAAAACCAACGGAGAAGCCUACAGCCAAGCCAACUCAAAAACAAACGGUAAAACCAACCCAGAAACCCACUGUCAAGCCUACAGAGAAACCCACUGUCAAACCCACCCCAAAACCCACAGUCAAACCAACCCCCAAACCCACAGUCAAGCCAACUGUGAAACCGAUAGUCAGGCCAAUUGGAACACCCAAGCCAACUCCACAGCCUACCCAGAAGCCUCUGCCGCCAGGAGACUGUUACACAGGUGACGGUUCAUCGUAUCGCGGAUUCAAAUCGACCACUACGGACGGCAGGGCGUGUUUGAAAUGGAGCGAUGCAAAAUACCAAUAUUACAACACUUUGAGAUUCACGGCAGGGCAAUACGGGAUUGGGUACCACAACUACUGCAGAAACCCUGCCGGUGUGGAGACCGAACCGUGGUGUUACUACAUCAACCCGGCCACACGACGUGUCACGUGGAGCCACUGUGGAGCGCAGCAGUGUGGAGGAGAAAGAAUCACCCUGAAGUGCGCCGUGCGAGACAGUACCGGUUACCGCGGUACCCAGGACGUCACCAUGCACGGGGACAAGUGCCUGAACUGGAGUACCACCACCAACCGCCAGUUCAGCACACAGACCUACCCGAAUGGGGAGGGGGGCAUCGGGAACCACAACUACUGCCGUAACCCCGUGGGUGACCCGUCCCCCUGGUGUUACAUACAGGAGAAAUCGAACGGACUCUAUUGGGAUUAUUGUAGCGUACCGUCAUGUUGACGACAAGUUGUGGGGGAAUCUUUAUUAAUUUGUAAGAACUUGAAUUCUACUACUCAGAGCCUUGCGCAUACAUAGCCUAUACAAUAUACCUUGGGGAGGCUUUGCUAAACCGAGCUGAGGUUUUCACUUUUGUGGGCGUGACCUCUAAUCAACUGUCAGCCAAUCAGAGUAUUGCCCAAAUGUUUUCUUAAGGCUAAGCUGAUUCUCUGAUUGGCUGACAGCGGUUUGAGGCCACGCCCACAAAAACGGAAACCUAAAAAGCCAGAUUUAGAAGAGCCUCCCCAAUGUUUAUUGUACAGACUGCAUAGGAAAAUGAGAAUUUGUAGAAAUCACCUUAUCAUGAUGAUAUUGAAGGGCACUUAACUUUUCUUAGUCUUAAUUUCUCCACAUUAGAAGAACUGUGUCUACAUGAGAUCAUUGAAUGAUAUGAAUAAUUUCUUAUUGGCCAUGUUGGCGUUUUUAAACGCUUAUAAAUAUCUGCGAUUUCAUUGGUUAUUUAAACCAUUGUAUGUACUUUAUUCACUCUUGCGAUGAAAACAUGCAUGGAUAAGUAUAUGUGUGUUAAGGUAGUUUAUAGUGUCACACACAGAAGGGAGUCGAGUCAAUAGCAUGUAGAAUUGUCGUAUUCUGAAAUAGAUGUAGAAAUAGAGUUAGAACGUCACUGUAUAUUGUGUAUUUGCGAUGACACUACUUAUUUUAGUGUUUUCAAAUGGUAAACCAUGCUACAUGUCAAAGAAUUAAGAGAACAAAUUUGUUUAUUGCAUUCCCAUAUUUUACCUUAUCCCAUAUGAAUAGUCAUAAACAGCUGUUUUGACGUAUCUACUAUUGUUGAACAUUCAAAUUGAACCACAAUGAAAUAAAUCAUAAUGAAACCCUGAUCCCUAUGUACAGCGAGACUACUGGCUUGUAAUAAACUGCACCUUUUUAUACGUAUGGCAUCUGA